AUGGCUUACUAUCUCCAAAUUGCUGCGACUUUGAUAGCCAUUUACAUUCAACACGGCUGCAAACCUGCUAAGAGAUAUCCUAACUGGGAUCCUUUCCUUGGACUUGAUGCUUUCGUUCUCUUCGGGAUCAAGGCAAUUCAAGGCAAGAGCUCUAUUGAAUAUCGGAAGCUCCAGCUGAAGUAUGGGCCGACCUUUACGAUGAAACGCCUCACUAAGGCAUCUUUUAUCCAGACAUCGAGUUCAAAGAACAUCCAAGCCGUUAAUACGACUAAGUUCGACGAUUGGAGCGUUGGGCCUUCGCGCCAAGACAUUGCCAUACCUUUCAUGGAAAACGGUAUUUUCACCGACGAUGGAGAAUCCUGGAAACGUGCUCGUGCGCUGGUAAGACCGACCUUUACUCGAGCUGAGGUUGCAGAUCUUGAACACUUCGAAAAGCACCUCGGGCGAUUUCUGGAAUUGAUUCCUAAAGAUGGGAGUAUGUUUGACUUGCAAGACCUGUCGAGGAGGUUGUUUCUUGACACUUCUUCAGAAUUUAUCUUUGGACAAUCAAUACAGUCUCUUCUCCCGCAAACACCUGCCGAGACUUUUGAGUUCAUGAAAGCAUUCGACUACUCCUUACUUGGUCUUGGACUACGACUUGUGUCGGGACCCUUUCUACCCCUGUUCUUCUUCGAUCCAACAUGGAAGAGAGCCUAUACGAAAGUCCACAGAUUUAUGGAUAAGAACAUAAAGAUCGCUCUUGAGCGGCGGCGGAAGAUAGUGGAAACGGGAGAAGACACGGAAGCUCAAGGGGUCAGAAAACCAUACAUUCUUCUCAACCAGAUGGUCCUCGACACCCAGGACGUUUUCAGCUUGCGAGCACAAAUCAUCAACAUUUUCUUUCCCGCUCGAGAUACGGCAGCAUACGCUUUCAGCAAUGCCAUGUUUGAAUUAGCCCGUCACCCAAAAGUCUGGGACGAGCUCCGCGCCGAAGUCUCACAAAUCGGCGACUCAAAACUCACAUUCGAGCUUAUCAAGAAUUUGAAAGUUGCGAAAGCAAUUGUGAAUGAGACUCUACGGUUGCAUAUUCCAGCAACUCGCCUUUCGCGUACAGCACUGAGAGACACAAUUUUACCGGUCGGCGGUGGCCCAGACCAGCUGUCACCACUUUUUGUACCAAAAGGUACAUAUAUCGAGAUGGAUAUCAAUGCUUUACAUAGAGAUCCAAAGAUCUGGGGAGGUGAUGCCUUGGAAUUCAAUCCGUUACGCUGGGCUAAGGGGCGAACAUUAUGGGAGGCGAGAUGGGAAUAUCUCCCUUUUGGUGGAGGUAUUCGGAUGUGUCCAGCACAGCCAAUGGCCCUCGCGCAGGUAACUUACUUACUUGUUAGGAUGGCGCAGGAGUUCAAGGCAGUGGAAAACAGAGACCAUGUAUCUGAGUACGUGGAAGAGAUCAAGAUGACCGUUUCAAGCAGAAAUGGCGUCAAGAUCUCUCUCGUGCCUGCCUAAGAAGCCUUCGAUCUGGACUCACCACCAUUGAUUGCAUGCUUCUGAUGUUGGUAUCUUCAGCGCACGAGUAAGAGGUAGCGCUGCUGG
Mollisia scopiformis is the source of this 1572-nucleotide messenger RNA. RefSeq names its product cytochrome P450 alkane hydroxylase-like protein. NCBI's taxonomy places the organism in Eukaryota, Fungi, Ascomycota, Leotiomycetes, Helotiales, Mollisiaceae. Bases 1 to 1485 code for a protein of 494 amino acids. Gene Ontology annotation, molecular function: heme binding; oxidoreductase activity, acting on paired donors, with incorporation or reduction of molecular oxygen, reduced flavin or flavoprotein as one donor, and incorporation of one atom of oxygen; iron ion binding. The transcript is spliced from 3 exons. The record is from RefSeq and is a predicted model, not a curated record.